AUGUCUCACAACUUUAUCAGCGCAGCUAAGACCGCUCUGCUCCUCGACAACACUCAACUCGGCCCUUCUCAAGUCCAGGUCUCAUCUGCAGCCGGUCUUUCUGACCUCGCUUCUUCUGCAGGUGCAACCUCAAAAGGCGAUGAAGCCAGUGAUGAUGAGCAUGAUCUUGCGCAAGAAGACAAACCCCGAUCACGCAUUGUGGCUGAGUACCUUGCGCACGGCUACGUCUUGACCGAUACAGCACUUCAGAGAGCUAUCGCAUUGGACAAUAAGCAUGGUGUUUCUGCCAAGUUCACGUCCGCUCUAACCGAUUUCGAUGGAAAGUACAAAGCUACAGACCGUGCCAAGGGCAUCGACACCUCUUACGGCAUUACUGAGAAGGCGGGACGCGGUUGGGCUGGCCUGAACAGCUAUUUCGAAAAAGCCAUAAACACACCGACUGGCCAACGAGUUGCCGCAUUCUACACAUCAACAAACCGACAAGUUCUUGACAUCCACCAAGAGGCAAAGAGACUCGCCGACCUGAAAGGUGGAAAGACUGCAUCUGGUCCAAGUUCCGAGGGUGGCACCCUGGAAGGUAACGAGAAGACCAAGGAGAAAGUGGAAGGCACGGAGAAGACCGUAUGUAAGUGCGGUGGUGAUACUGGAGUGUGCCCAUGCCAGGACUGCGCUUGCUCUGGUUGCGCAAAGGCUGGCACUCAGGGCGAUACAACCGCGACAGGACCGGCUGACAAAGUAGCGGAAACCGCAAAUGUGCAGCCGCUUGGUGAGAAGACAGCAUAG
Messenger RNA from Bacidia gigantensis, 783 nucleotides. RefSeq lists its product as uncharacterized. Lineage: Eukaryota; Fungi; Ascomycota; Lecanoromycetes; Lecanorales; Ramalinaceae. Bases 1 to 783 code for a protein of 260 amino acids. The record is from RefSeq and is a predicted model, not a curated record. The transcript has 2 exons.